AAUUUGCAAAUUUUCAUUUAUUCAGUUUCAACAAAGGGGUUUUUUAAUUUCCUUUUUUGACUGAUUUUUAAAAAUGAAUCGUUGGUUAAAUAAAGUUGCGGUAGUAACUGGUGCAAGUUCUGGUAUUGGUGUUGCAAUUACAAAAGAUUUAUUAAAAUUAAAUUUGAAAGUAGUUGGUUUGGCACGUCGCCAAAAUUUAAUCGAUGAUAUUCGAAAUGAAAUUUCAACUGAUGAAGCAGAAAGAUUGCAUUCUUUAAAAUGUGAUGUGAGUAAUGAUUUAGAAGUACAAAAAUGCUUCGAUUGGAUUAAAGGGAAUCUAAAUGGUCCAGAUAUUCUAAUAAAUAAUGCUGGUGUAUUAAAACAUGGUAAUCUUAUAAAUAUGAAUUAUGAUGAUAUUAAAGAUACGUUAAAUAUAAAUUUAAUGGGUGUUGUUAAUUGUACAAGAUCAGCUUUUGGUAUUAUGUUAAAAAAAGAUACAAAUUGUCAUAUAAUACUAAUGAAUAGCAUUGCUGGCCAUCGAAUACCAUUUUUGGGUAAAGCAAUGCCAUCUGUAAAUAUAUAUGGACCAGCAAAAUAUGCAAUACGAGCAGCAAAUGAAAUUUUUCGUCAAGAAUUCAAUAAUAUAGGAUCGAAAGUGAAAAUUACUAAUAUCAGUCCUGGUUUAGUUGAAACACCAUUGGUACCAAAAUUUAUUUUAAAUAAUUCUGAAAUUCCAAAAUUAAAACCUGAGGAUGUUUCAAAUGCAAUUUUAUAUGCUCUGAGUACACCACCACAUGUACAAAUAAAUGAAAUUUGUUUGCAACCGGUUGGUGAAAUAUUUUGAAUAUAUGCAAUCAUAA
Molecule: messenger RNA, 839 nt
Organism: Condylostylus longicornis
Lineage: Eukaryota; Metazoa; Arthropoda; Insecta; Diptera; Dolichopodidae
Product: farnesol dehydrogenase-like
Exons: 2
Coding region: 74-823 (249 amino acids)
Source: RefSeq, a predicted model, not a curated record